AUGAAGCUUCAGAUAUCGGUAGUCAAGGCGGCAGCCAUGCUGCUGUCGUUCUCUUCCGCGGCUUCAGCCUGGCCGGGGUGGCUGCCGGAAGCCGGCGCUUUAGUCGCGAGACAAGACAGCUCUCCCACUCCGACAGCAACGCAGACGCCCUCACGGCCAGCUAGUGGCAGCGAGACUCAGAAUACCGCCUCGAUCACGCAGACUGGCAAGUCAACUGCCACCGGCAAGCCAUCUGGAAAUAGUACACGCACCGAGUUUGAUCCCCAAGAUCCCGCGGGAUCAGUGGUCAUGAUCACACCUGCUCCCACUGCCGGGACGCAAUUGGUCAAGGUUGGCGACUGGGUUACAUGGGGAUGGAACUAUACCAACCUCCAAGCUCCUCCGACUGCCAUCGACGUGCUCAUCAGCUGCAGCCAGGCCACGCGCACAUGGACCCUGACUCAAAACAUGACAUAUGCCACCAAGGCCGACUUCCUCUGGGACUCGAGUGAUGAUAAGGGCACACCGUACGUGGUGGCCGAGUACACCCUCAUUAUUUACGACUCGGACUCUUCGAUAAAGGCUUCGGCCGACCCAGGUUAUCUGGCUCCUUUCUCGGGCUACAAGUUCGGCAUGUACACCAAGGCUGCCUACACUCCCUUGGCCUCUGGGUGGAGGUGCGUCUCGUGCAGCGGCGCCAUGUCUGGUGUCGACAAGGGUGCUUGGGGUGUUGCCCUGAUGACCAGCGCCAUAACGGUCAUGACCUUUACGUGGUUCGUCACCGGAGUCGGCUUCGCUCUAUGA
Messenger RNA from Pyricularia pennisetigena, 783 nucleotides. RefSeq lists its product as uncharacterized. NCBI's taxonomy places the organism in Eukaryota, Fungi, Ascomycota, Sordariomycetes, Magnaporthales, Pyriculariaceae. The coding region runs from base 1 to 783 and encodes 260 amino acids. The transcript has 2 exons. The record is from RefSeq and is a predicted model, not a curated record.